Messenger RNA from Bradysia coprophila, 1161 nucleotides. It is a transcript of the gene x16, whose product is annotated as x16 splicing factor. The record is from RefSeq and is a predicted model, not a curated record. Lineage: Eukaryota; Metazoa; Arthropoda; Insecta; Diptera; Sciaridae. Gene Ontology annotation, molecular function: zinc ion binding; RNA binding.
UGGCAGUACUAUGAACGCCAUUUAGCUUGGUUUAAAAGCAUCAUUCAAUUGUCGGAGGUGUCGGUGUUUGCAGAUAAAAAAAAAUCUGAAAAAAGUGAAAAUACGACGCUCUGUUCGAAACCAAAUAAACAAUCAUGUCGAAGAAAAUGUCUCGCUACCCCAACGACUGUAAAGUCUACGUUGGUGAACUCGGUAACAGUGCCAGGAAAAACGAUUUGGAGGAUUCAUUCAGCUAUUACGGGCCGCUACGCAACGUAUGGAUUGCUCGUAAUCCACCUGGUUUCGCUUUUGUCGAAUUCGAGGAUGCAAGGGAUGCUGAAGACGCGGUGAGAGGACUAGAUGGUCGUACCAUAUGUGGACGACGCGCUCGUGUUGAAUUAUCGAAUGGAAAGUCUGGCAGAGGUUUUCGAGGACCGCCGAGCCGCAGUCGUGGUCGGCCAUUCGAUCCGUCUGAUAGAUGUUACGAGUGUGGAGACCGUGGUCACUAUGCCAGAGAUUGUCGUAAGCAAGGAAGAAGUCGUCGUCGCUCUCAUUCGCGUAGCCGUAGCCGUUCACGCAGCCAUCGAACGCGCUCUCACACUGGAUCUCGUAGCCGUUCCCGAUCCCGACGAUCACGAUCCCGUGAAAAUUCACGCGAUUCACGCAACGGUCACGAUCAUUCCAAGUCACCGCAGCCGCGUUCCGUUCCACGACGAUCGAACAGCCAUGGCGGCAGUAAAACACCGAAACGUUCGCACAGCCAUUCGAAGAGUCGUUCUCUGUCGAGAAAUGGCGGGGAUUGAAGGAUUUUUUUGCAAUGAAUUUUUCCUUUGAAUUGGAUAUGUGUGUGCGGGACGGGAAAGGCAUUGUUCGAGUUUGUCGAACGAAGCUUUUAAUUAUAAUAAUUGGAGUAAGUUACAAUGAUUUUCAUCUCACAAUAAUUUGACCUGAAAAAUCAUCACCCAACUAAUUACGUUAACAGACUUUUUUCAAAGAUUUUUUUUUGAGAAUCUCAAAGGAUUUAACUUAAUCGAGCAAAGUUUUUUUUAUUAUUAAACUCUCCUUCUAAUUGUAAAUUCAUUUGAAUUUAAAAUUGAAAUUUUUGGCUUAAUAUUAUAAAUGUGACUAUGUGCGAGAUGAUUUUUAACUUUUGUUUAAAAAUAAACGAAAAAUUUUGCCUCA